GUGGUAGAUAAAAGGUACAAGUAAGAUGCACUUUCCUCCUUUUAUGGUUUGUUUCUAUUUUCUAAUUGAAGAUAAUUACAAUGUUGGUCGAAAAUGCUGUGGUGUCCGAUUUGUUUACUGGCAUUAUUAUUGCCGAAGUAAUAUUUGCGUUGCUUCAACUUUGGCAAGAAACGACAGAACAAGGCCUCAACCAGGUGAGUCACAUCCGAAAACAUGUUUGGUUGCAUGAAAAUAGUUGUUUUGAGAUCGGAGAUGCUUUUGUUUUGUUUUUGGUUUCCAUUGUUGUUCGUUGGAGGAAGGCAAGGAAGAUGAGUUGCGAAGGAUUGGAAAGGGCUGCCGACGGUGGUGGUUAAGAGCAGAUGCAGAUCUGUUUUGCUAUUGCUGCUCUGUUCGUGUUGCUGUUGUUCGGUGGAGGAAGGCAAGGAAGAUGAGCUGCGAAGGUUGUCUAAGGGGCUGCCGACAGUGGUGGUUGAGA
Rubroshorea leprosula is the source of this 475-nucleotide messenger RNA. Lineage: Eukaryota; Viridiplantae; Streptophyta; Magnoliopsida; Malvales; Dipterocarpaceae. The record is from the annotation of a GenBank genome assembly.